Molecule: messenger RNA, 4857 nt
Organism: Helicoverpa armigera (cotton bollworm)
Lineage: Eukaryota; Metazoa; Arthropoda; Insecta; Lepidoptera; Noctuidae
Gene: CycG
Product: cyclin G
Exons: 11
Coding region: 307-1395 (362 amino acids)
Biological process (GO): regulation of cyclin-dependent protein serine/threonine kinase activity; mitotic cell cycle phase transition
Cellular component (GO): nucleus; cyclin-dependent protein kinase holoenzyme complex; cytoplasm
Molecular function (GO): cyclin-dependent protein serine/threonine kinase regulator activity
Source: RefSeq, a predicted model, not a curated record
GCGGAAUGACGUAAUUGUCGUUCUAAGUCCGCCAUCUUUGUACCAUCAGUCAUCUGUCAAGCAUUCUUGGUUUAGUUCGUGAAGGGUGUAUACCAAAAAAAUCAACUCUUAUAGGGUGGUUUUUCUACAAAAACCCACCACGGAAGCAUCCGGGCACUAGGGCCCUCGCGCCCGGUCGCUCAAAUCUUCGGGAAGUCGAGCUGUGGGCGGAUCGGUGCGGGCAUAUACAACGACAAGAAGCCGCUGAUUGCUCCUGCACGAGCUUAGGUGCCGAUUCACCCUCAACUCGCGCCAAUACUCCCGAUAAUGUUGAGAUCGGGCGCGGGGCACCCGGAUGCUGGCCAGUCGGAGGCGUCCACUUCGCGGCAGCGCUCGCCCGAGGAAGAGGCGCAGCGUUUGUACGCGACACUCAAUGAGUACCUGUUGUUGGAGCAUAAGACGCAGCCGAAGCUGUGUUUGCCGGCUGAAUCUGAGAAUGGUGAAGUGACGACGGGAGCUCGUGAUGGCGCGGCGCACGUGCUGCGCUGCCUCAAGGUGUGGUUCGAUCUGCCCGCCGACGUGCUCAUCACUGCCAUCAACUUGUUCGACAGGUUCCUGACAAAGAUGAAGGUGCGUCCGUGCCACGUGCCGUGCAUCACGGUGUCGUGUAUGAACAUCGCGCUCGAGCAGUACGCCGCAGACACUAACACUAAGCGCAGCAUCUCUGUUGACGAGUUGGUAUCAAUCUCACAGUCAGCAUGCACGGCGGGCGACGUGACCCGCAUGUCGCGAGUCAUCGUGGACAAGCUGUCUUUAGUGGGAGGAUGCCGAGCUCACACCGCGCUCGACUGGCUGCGACUGCUGAGGGCUAUGCUCACCUUCCAUGCUGGCACUCUGCCUGUCGUCUGCCAGGAAGAGGAGUUAGUCCAGCUAUUGGAGAUAGUGAGCUGCGACGCGGCCUGCGCCAACGUGCGAACCAGCGAGCUCGCACUAGUGCUGCUGUAUUAUAAACUAGAGCAACAGCUAGCGGAGUGGUCGGUGGCUGCUGCGGACGCGAUCCCCGAACACGCGUACUAUCUCUACGACUUCGCCCGGCAGAUACAGCUGCACUGCCAUAUGUGCGACACAACGCUGGCGGCGGCGCGGUCCCGCGUGCGGCACGUAGCAUCACGUUACGAACGCUGUGAAGCGAGGCGGGAUCAGCGACAACGCCUCGUCUGGAGACUGUCUGAGAGGACGCUCAAGGUACUACGUCCCACGGAUCGUCUGCGGGAAGUGCUACCGACCAUCGAGGAACAACAUCUAGCUGUCGACGCCACGCCCACCAGGAACAGAUCGGGCAGUGAAAGCAGCGAAAACGAAGAGACAUCCGAUUGGCCGCGCAGCCCCGUUCUCCCAGUGUACUGCGACAACUAGCCACCAGCCACCGCCACCGGUACUUACCGCCGGACUUACAAACAGGACGGAACUACCGGAUAUCCAGAGCUAGAGAAUACUGAAAUCCGUCAAACACGCUGUAAGAAUUCUUGCAAGUCUGAAAAGUUCAUGUUUCGAAGAAAAACUUGUUGUGUGUCAAAAUGAACUAAUUCUUAAGUUUAUGGUUAAACGACUUUAAGAAAAAAGGUUCGGAGUGAUCAUGAUUUUGAUAUCAAAGGUUAAAUUUUGAUGCAAAAAGUUUUAGCAAAAGCGUGUCUAAGUUCUGGGUGGAAUUUUGCGAUUUUACAGUAGAUAAUUUGCAAGAAAUCCAAAGGUUUUUUCGAAUUGUUAUUUCGCAAAUUCUCCCUUCUGAAGAAACCUGUUGAAAUUUUGAACGUAUCAAAUCGUGCAUAAAACUAUUGAAUUCCAACUCUAUCUUUGUAUAUUUAGAAAAUACAUUAGAUACUUAAAUCGAUAUUAUUUACAAUAUCGAUAUAAACGCAACGAUUCGAUACGUCAAAGUUUAUCGAUAAGUUCUCUAACUAGCUUCGAGCGGUAUUUCUAAAACUGUUAAUAUUUUCGGAGGGUAGUUCUAAAAGUUAUUGAAAUUGUACCUGGCAGCUUGUAACUAUACAACCUUUUGGAAUAAUUCAAAUAUUAAUUUUUAAUAAAUUUUUUGACAUUUCGAAUUGGUUAUUUUGACAUUAUUUUUUAACUUUUAUUAACUCGAAUUCUGAAAGGUAUUAUAGUUGUUAAAAUAGUUUAUUGUUAGACUUGAUAAAUAAAUCUUUUUGAUGGCAAGUAGAACAUAUCUAGAAAGCUGGGUCCAUGCGGUGGAAAUUUUGAAAAAUUGAAGGCGAGGUCCGUAAUACGGUUGGUACAGAAAACUCCGAAUAAUUUAAGCAUUUAAUUCGUUAAGGGUUAAUUUUUCUAGAGAAUUAGUUGAAACUGAACCAAUCUGUUACAUCUCGUCUUCCAUUUAACGAAAAUUUAAAUAAAUAAUAAUUAUUUUACGUUUAAAUUUAAUAAUAUCGAAAAAAAAAUACAAUACUGUGUUAAUUAAUUUAUAUUCAAGAGAAAAGCCGUGGUUCUAAAUUUAAGUAUUUUUCUUUUUUUAUUUACUUUUCAAAAAAGGAAUUAUGUCUCUCGGCGUUUACGCGCGAUCCUAAUUUUGAAGUUGUCAAAAUGUAUGUGAUCCGUUCGUGUUUGUGUGCGUGUGUAGUGAGAGCGGCGGUGCGUUUGUGUGGGUGCCAUGUGAAAGCUACCCGACUUGAAAUAAAGUGGGGAAGAGUAAGAUGUUGAGGUUGCGAUGUGGUACGGUUAUAUUGCUCGAUAAUUUAGAUGCUAGAUCAAUAAAGACAACUUUGCCCGAUGUUUGGACAGUUUUGCCCAAUGUUUGGUCAAUUUUGCCCGAUAUUUGGUCAAUUUUGCCUAAUGUUUGGACAGUUUUGCCCAACGUUUGGUCAAUUUUGCCCGAUAGUCGGACAGGUUUGCCCGAUAUUUUUGACCUAACUAUAUCGCAAUUCUCAAAUGUCGUGACCAAUUUUCUACCGUCGCGUGGUAGCCACGCAAUCGCACCGCAAACGCUCAAAUGUAUGUUAAGAACAUAAGUUAGUGUAAUCCGUUUAAAAAGGACAAAAAAAAAAUAUAAAAAAUGGUGCAAUUUUAAAAUUCAAAAAAAUCCAGUUCAAAAUUUUAAUGGUUAAUAAAAGUAAUAUUUGGAGUAUUAUUCUAUGUGAACAGUUGUUUUUUUUUAAUGAUGAUUUUGCAUUGCGACGGAUAACGUUUCUUUCGUUUUGCGGGGCUGUCGUAAGCUAUACUCUACUAUACUCUAUCCACAGAAGCAAGAGCUAAAAGGUAAACAAAGAAUGACACUUUUUCAAGAUGGCGGUAUAACCCGACCGCUGACAAAACGUCACAUUUUUGUGUCAAAUGUACGCAGUAUCUGUGAUUUUGUCAUCGGUCGGGUUAUACCGCCAUCUUGAAAAAGUGUAAUUCUUUGUUUACCUUUUAGCUCUUGCUUCCGUGGAUAGAGUAUAGUAUUAACUUGUUUACGAUUUAGCCCCAAAAACUUUAAUAUCAGUCCCUCUUAUAGCUUUACUAAUGUUUUUGUUAUUAAUAUAUUUGAAAGGAACGUUCUCCGUCUACCCGAAGCUUUCCUUACUGUGAUUAUUCUUAUUAGAGGAAAAAAAGUUCAAAAAAAAAAAUUCCAUAUUUUUUACUAGCUCUUAAGAUAGCGAGAUCUGGGGUAGGACUGCGGUCUAAGGUUAAAUAUUAAAUAGUAUUAAAUUUAUUUAGGAUAAAAUUGGCGAGCUUUAAUAACGAAUGGGUGAGGUUUUUGUUGGCCCACAGUUGCCCAACAGCUGUGCGACAGUUGCCCAACUGUUGCGCCGCAGUUGCUCCCCAAAUGUCGCUUUCAGUUUCUAAUUGUAAGAAUCGAGUCACAUAAAAGUGAGUGAAUGUAUCUAAAUGAGGAAAAAAAGUGAAAAAAAAAUAUCCACCGAAGUUUUCUUUUGUAAGUACAUCUUAUUAUCUAUAAUUUUAAGUAUUAAAGUUAUUGUAAAAAAAUAAUUUCUAAUUAUAAAUAAUAUAUUUCCAUUCGCGACAAGCUCUUGACAAGAGUUAAAACAAAAAAAAUAUUGGCAUUAUUAUUUCUAUUUUUCAAUUACUUUUUAUUAUUUUCAGUAGUAGUAAUCAAUUUUCUUAAUAUCGUAUUGUAGUUUAUAAACGUAUAAAUGACAAAAAAAAAUACAAAUUUACGAAAAAAAUUGUAAAAAAAAUAUGAUCUCAGUUUGUAGUUUUCUUUGCAAAAAAACGUGGAAUUUUCAGUAAAAAACAGUUCAUUUCAGGAUUGUAUGCGUAUGACAUACUUUCCAUGCGUUUCGAAUCACAAUUUCGUUUAUAAUUUUAUAUUUUUAUAAGUCUCGGAAAAUGUGUCAACGGUGCACUGGUCCAUUUCACCCCGUGGUUAAAGCUAAGUAUAUGUUUUUAAUAUUUUUCUUACGCAUACAAUUCGUUGAAAAUACAUUAAUAUAAUCGCCUUGAAUUUUAGGAAGCAAUGUACAUUUACACUCUGUGAUAACAUCAAAAUGCUAAAAGUAUGUCAUUUGAAACUAGAAAAUUUGAAUAAAUAAUUUUCUUCUAGAUAAAAAAUCUAGAUUAUUCCAUAAUUUUUCAGAUUUUCGAAAUGUACAAGUGACUUACUUUUUUCAAUUUUGAUAAUAAAUGUAUAAAAAAAGAUGUGAUCGAUAAAUUUUUGACAUCUCGAAAAUAAUAUUUUAAGAUCGAGUUUCUUAUAAAAGGUUAUAAGAUCGGAACUUUUUAUAAAUUUAAUUUAGUACUGAAUUUAAAAUGUGUUCGAUGCUAAAUAGAUCAAUUGUACAGUCUAAUAUAAGAUGCCAAGUUUUUUUUUAAUGUAAAAAUAGUAGUUAAAUCUCAACGCACAAUCCUUGUAAAUAUCUU